GCGACCACUACCGCCACAGCAUUUUGCUGUGCUUGUGCGCAGCCUUCAUCAUGGCCUCUUCCACGGGUGCUUCAUACACUUCGGCCCCAUGGCCUUCAUCCUCGGCUGCUCCACAACCUGCUGCUGCUGCUCCAGCUGGCCAACCUCCUGCUGGGAAUGUGGCAGGAUGGACAUUGGCCGUGCCAAACGUGAUUUGGGACCAGGAGUACGAAAUGGAGCUUGACCUCAGCCCCUUUGAGGCCAUCACUGGACGCACAAGGGCAGAUCUUGGAGGUGAAAGCACAUUGGACAGCUUUGACCUGCUUUGGUGGGCGCGGGAGGAUCUGAUCGAGGUGCAGGGUAUGAUGGAGUCAUCCAUCUCAGCUCUCUACUAUGGGAGUGGGAGGUUGAAAAAGGAGAGGAAACGCCUUCACUGGGUCUUCCACAAGCACAUGCCGGAGCAUUGCAGGAGCUGGGGGCAUGAUCUGCCGAAAUUGGGCCUGCGGCUGCUGCGUCCGCGGUGGCUGGAGGCGAACGAAUUGUUCAACGACAAGACGCAACACGAUUUGAUGGAAGCAUGGCUCGCAUGGUCACUGACAAGCAGUGACCCCUUUUGGAAGAGCAUUGUGGCCCACAUCCUGCACUUCCUGAACUUGCUCGAUACGGUCUUCAAGUCCACAUGGGUGCCCAACUCCUGGAACUAUGCCACUAGCUGGGAUAGGAUGCUCGAGCUCAGGGAGAAGCUAGAGGAGAUCAAGGAGCAGCGUACGCAGCUCAGGG
Durusdinium trenchii is the source of this 759-nucleotide messenger RNA. NCBI's taxonomy places the organism in Eukaryota, Dinophyceae, Suessiales, Symbiodiniaceae. The record is from the annotation of a GenBank genome assembly.